CAGUCGUGUGUAAUCGAGAGCCGGGUGAUAAAAAAAAGAAAAAGGGGGUCCAAACUUCUACAAAAUCCCUGUCGCACUAGAAUUUUAGAAAUAAGUAAGAGCGGUAGGAAGGUUUUUAACAGAUUUUCCACAGAGUGUACAAAUAUGUGACCCGUCUCUAAACUACGUAGAGUCGAGUUUCGCCUCGCUGGAGUAAAAGAUUUACUUGAGACAUGAGAGUCAAGCCACUGGUCCUCAAGGUGUAAGAGGCGAUCACCAUGGCAACGCAGUUUACAAUCGAAGAUGCCUUUGCACUGGAGGGAGACGAGGAGGGAGCUGUGUCCGAUGGAGAGACGGAGGGAUGGAAGGACAGAGAAGGAGGAGGAGAGAUGACAUUUGGUCCUCUGACUUUCUCUAAACCUCAGAGUCAUCCUUCUCCAGCCGCCACCAGCUCCCCUGAACACAGUAACCUAAAAUAUCAGAAUCUGGAAAAUGAAGACGCCUUGGGUAGCAGCGGCAAUUCCUCUUUCAACAACUUCUUCAAAAUAAGUGACCCUGCGACUCUGUCUUACUGCAGCUCCCAGUGGUCCUUCAGCACCUUGAGUUCUGUCACGCAGCUUUCUGCACACUGCUGCGGGUGGGUGUCUCAUCCGCUGGUGAAGAAAAACAGAAGAGUUGUUCUUGCUUCAUUCCUUCUCCUCAUCACUGGAGUUGCUCUUAUUUUCACAGGUUUUGUCAUACAGCUGAUCCCAAAUGCAGGUGUUUCAAGUGCUAUUUUCUUUGUCCCUGGAUUUCUUCUCUUCAUCCCUGGAGUGUACCAUGUGAUAUACAUCAGCUGUGCUGUCCGAGGUAGAAGAGGCUUCAAAUUGUUCUACCUACCUUAUUUUGAAAAAUGACAUUUCAUGAGACACUACAUUUUCACUACAUUUCAGUGUUUGCUUUCUUAAAAUGAAUUGUGUUUUGUCAUGCGGUUGUUUUUUCUUGUCAUUGUAAUGACCACUGCUACUUCAACCACUCAGUGCCUUGACUAUGUUUCCACUACAUGAACUGACGUUGCUGUAUGUGCACACAAAAAAAAAGGAGAUUGGUCUUGCCUGUGUUUUCCAUGUUGUGUGAAUAGUGACUGUGAAAUUACAAUAAAAUGUUUGUAUAUUUUA
Amphiprion ocellaris (clown anemonefish) is the source of this 1136-nucleotide messenger RNA. It is a transcript of the gene tmem134, whose product is annotated as transmembrane protein 134. Lineage: Eukaryota; Metazoa; Chordata; Actinopteri; Pomacentridae. The transcript is spliced from 8 exons. The coding region runs from base 258 to 875 and encodes 205 amino acids. The record is from RefSeq and is a predicted model, not a curated record.